AUGAAAGGAGGUGAAACAGCAGCCGGUGUUGCUGAGACCGGAAGUAAACAAUCAAAGGAAGGGGUUGUGGAUUCGAAGGGUGACGCCUGGUCCCUCGUCUUCCUUAUUUUGUCUACAAUUGCGAUGGCCCUUGUAAUCAGCAGCAGUUUAGUAACCCUCGUUGUGCGAAACAACACAGUUGCUGACACCUUCUUGGAACUAUACAUGUUGGUGUUCGCCUUCUUGGGCCUGUCGGCAGAGUUGCGUAGAUUUGAGGGCAUCCGCCGUGGAGUUUAUUUGUGGCUUAGGUACUUCUACUUCCUCACAACAUAUUCGGGGCGAGGCCUCUUUUACAUUUUCCUGGGUGCUAUUGCUGUUGGUGGCACACCGCUCCGAUACACAUCUUGUGUGAUUACCACAGUUCUUGGCUUCCUCAUGUUUGUUGUGAAUUGCUUUGUAAACCUUCCCGUAUAUAAAGAUCAGUGA
This is a messenger RNA of Trypanosoma brucei brucei TREU927, 465 nucleotides long. RefSeq lists its product as hypothetical. The record is from RefSeq and is a predicted model, not a curated record. The transcript has a single exon. NCBI's taxonomy places the organism in Eukaryota, Euglenozoa, Kinetoplastea, Trypanosomatida, Trypanosomatidae. Bases 1 to 465 code for a protein of 154 amino acids.